Messenger RNA from Fundulus heteroclitus (mummichog), 3114 nucleotides. RefSeq names its product SPEC and KASH domain-containing protein. Lineage: Eukaryota; Metazoa; Chordata; Actinopteri; Cyprinodontiformes; Fundulidae. The transcript has 13 exons. The record is from RefSeq and is a predicted model, not a curated record. Gene Ontology annotation, cellular component: nuclear envelope; membrane; meiotic nuclear membrane microtubule tethering complex. Gene Ontology annotation, molecular function: protein binding. The coding region runs from base 156 to 2027 and encodes 623 amino acids.
CUGCUCAGAGAGAGAGGUACACCUGUAGGCCUCUCCUCACGGCCUCCUUCUUGUUUGAGGAGGUGAGUGAGGCCACUGCAGAGGAGGCCUGCGCUCCGAAACGGGACGCAGCCGCAGCAGGACAGUGUGGUACAGGAAGAUUAAAAGGUGAUGUGAUGAUGCCUGGAGUAAAGCCUCCCUCCUUGGAGCGCCACGCAGACGCCCUCUGCAGCGCUGAUAACGGCAGCACUGAACCUGGAGAUGAAGCCGUGGACCCAGAGCUGCUCCUGGAUCUCAUCCAGCACCCGUUUCUUUCCAGCUCUUCUCCACUGGAGCAAAAUAAAAUCUGGAGCCAAGAUGGAGAUCUGCUGAGAUGUGGGCUGUUGGAAAGGAAAUGGGAGCUCUGGCACGAGUUUAUGAAGGAACACGGCCGGCUGGAUGGCUGGCUGCAGUCGGCUGAGCGGGCCGUCGGCUCGGUGAACCUCGCUCACGUGACCUACGGAGCCUCCAAGGAGGAGCUGGGCAAGUUUGAGAGGUUACGACGUGAGGCGGGGUCUCAGCUCAUCCAGCUGGACAGCCUGACCCGGAGGAACCGCACCCUGACCCGGAUCUUUCAGGGGACCAUGCAGGCUCGGCUGCUGGCGUCGGCUCGGGAAUGCGGCCACCGAUGGGACGAGGUGAAGGCCAAACUGGAGACCACUGCAGGACGACUGCAGCGCUUCGUCUCAGAGUGGGAGGACUUUGAAGCGGAGCGGGAGGAGCUGGCGCUCUGGUUGGCUGACAUGGACGCUCGUCUGACGGAGAUAGAUCACAUGGCUGGAAACAACUGUGAGAAGCUGCGGCAGCUUCAGUCCUUCCAGCAGUCGGUGUGUGAGAACUCGGGCCGUGUGAACGACCUGCUGCAGCGUGGCGAGGAGCUGAUCCAGCGCUGCGAGGCCGCCGACGCGCAGACGGUGGAGCGCCGCCUGCUGGAGCUGCUGCGUCGCUGCAGCUACGUCUACAACAACAUCGCUCGGACUCACACGCGGCUCCUCAGCAUGAGACUGGUCUUUGAGGAGGACUGGAUUCUGUCCCGGGCCUCAGACUCUGGCUGUCCCUCAGAAUCUGUGCAUGAAGACGGAGUCUUUGAGAAAAACCACCUGGACCUCGCUUCUGUUCCAGCUCCACUCAGAGCAGAUGUCAGGCCGUCUGUGAGCCCAGCACCGACCCAGCUGUCCCGUCCACCCUCGCCUCCUCCGUCCUCCCCGUCCUCUCCUACCCAUGAGCACUUGGGGCUGGAGUGGGACCCCUCGGUGGACAUCGGCCGCUCGGUCUCUCAUGACGACGCAGACUCUUCGUACUUCAGCGCCUGCACAGGUCUGUGUCACAGAGAGGAGACCAAGAGGAUGAGCUACCUCAGCUCCUUUGACUCUCGCUCUGACAUCAGCGCUGACAUCACUGCUGACAUCACCAACCAGGAAGCAGCUCUGAGUCCUCAGGAAUGGACGGACCGCACAGAACCAGCUUUGUUCUCACCUGGGGCCACCAGGCAGGAGGAGGACCAAUGGACCGCCUCCACUCCUGAAGGAGACCUCAACCAGCCAAUGAGGUUCGACGGUGGGCGGGUCACGGCGUGGCUGAGGGUCCAAAGCUCCGCCCCUGCAGAGAACGCCACUUCCUGUUCCAGAGCGGUGCAGACAGACGGAGACGUGAAGCACGGUGAGGACGGACUCCACGCUGACGCUCUGAACCAGAGGCGCCUUCCUCUUCCUGCGCCGUCGGGAUCUUCGUGGGGCCUGGAAGGAGAAGCCGGUGCUGGUUACCUGCCGUCACCUGUACAGGAUGAAGAUGAGCUGCUGUGCUGUGAGGAUGAGGAGCAGCGUCUGUCUGAGCGGAGCAGCAGACCCUCCUCUUCAUCAGCGCUCCUCUACCUCCUCCUGGCGGCGGUGCUGGCUCUGCUGGCCAGCCUGGUCUGGGUGGCCUCUGAGCCUCCCUGCCAGCGGAGCAGCAGGAUGCCGCGCUCCUUCCACCUCACCCUCAACUACGUCAACGGGCCCCCGCCGACCUGAAGCCCGGCUCAGCGACCCGCUGGAACCACCUUCUCCUCCUGGUGGUCGGUUCUGGUCCUCCUGAAACUGAACUGCGGUCCUUUAGUUUCUGCCGUUCAGGCUUCACAGCGCAGCGCCCGGUCCGACCGUCAUUUCUGGGUUAGAUGCAACGUUCCUGCUGCUGCGGUUUGAACCCAAAGAUCCAAACGGACCGGUCCGUCUUCUCCAGGUUCCCCUGAAGCCCGUUUUCCUCCUGGGAUUCUUCCCGUCUGCAGGUUCCUGAUAGAGAUCUGCAGCAGCCGGACUUCUGCAGACGUCCGGUUGGCAGCGGAAAGCUAGAACCUGAUGUAAAUGUUCUGUUAGAACCUGAUGUAAAUGUUCUGUUAGAACCUGAUGUAAAUGUUCUGCAGGACUUUUGGGUCCAGAUAGUUCUGUAUCACCCAGACAGAGAAAACAUGAUUUAACGUUUUGUUCUGUAAAGCAGCCAGUUGGGUUCCUGCUUCUUCUGCAGGACACCCAUGCAUCUGCAGUUCUGAGCGACCCAGUUUGAAGACAGUCAGCCGUCCUCUUGGUCCAUCUGCAUGUAAACAUUUACUGACGGAUGUAAACGACGCGUCUUGUACUGAAUCAGUUGCAUCAUGGGAGUUGUUUUAGGGGGCGGAGUCAGUUUGACGGCGCUGGGGACGGUUUCAUGGAACCAGGUUGUUGGGUUCAGUCUGCAGAGACCUGAACCGGGUCAGCGCGCUCCUCCUUUAAACCCGGGGGCGUCUGUUUGGAUCUUUGGGUUCAGAACCUGAUGGGAUGUUGUGGAAAACUUGCUGGAAUCAGACUUCCUGGUUGUUUUCCCGCCGUCCCUCACAGCCGUUAAGUUGAGGCUGAAGGCAGAAAAACGGACCUCUGCUCGUUUUUCUGCCUUCAGCCUCGUUUUCUUAAUCAAAUCUGCACAUUUAGAGUUUUUGAAAUUCAAACAUUGAAUUUGUCUCAGGGAGAGAUUCCCGUCAGGAAGAUAAAAUAUUUGUUAAAUCUGAUUAAAAAUACUAUUUUUCAUACUGAACAUUUCCCUUUUUUUAAAUGAUUUUUUUGUAAAUGAAGAGAAAAAUGAUCCUGA